Molecule: messenger RNA, 2399 nt
Organism: Lucilia sericata (common green bottle fly)
Lineage: Eukaryota; Metazoa; Arthropoda; Insecta; Diptera; Calliphoridae
Gene: Rtf1
Product: RNA polymerase-associated protein Rtf1
Exons: 4
Coding region: 117-2321 (734 amino acids)
Cellular component (GO): Cdc73/Paf1 complex
Molecular function (GO): DNA binding; RNA polymerase II C-terminal domain phosphoserine binding
Source: RefSeq, a predicted model, not a curated record
UUAAUAUUUGUCGGCGCAGGGCUCUGUAACUAGUUUCUUCAAGUCAAUUUUUUAGAUGUUGAAGUACUAACAAGUUUCUUAAAGCAUUGUGUUUAAUUUUGUGCGAUAUAAAAAAUAUGGGUAAAAGGAGAAAGAACGCGUUAAUGGAGUUGGAUUCUAGUGACAGUGAAUCUACAUCUAAUAUUGAAUCUGAACUUCUGACAAUGGUAAAAAAACGAAAAAGGAAAGUAAGUAACACUCAAAUCUUAUCGGGAUUGUCAGGAUCAGAUACCAAAUCCGAUACAGAUUAUGAAAAAAUGGAAGAUAGCGUGGAAAAAUAUAAACACAAGAAUAUUGAGAAUAAAAUAGAAAAUGUACAAUUGCGUAAAAACGAACAGGAAGAUGGGGAAGUUUCUGACUCUGAAGAUGAUUAUACAAAAAAGGACAAUUCAGAGAUAUCUGAUAUCAAUUCUAAUGAAAUAGAGUCAUGCUCAUCCUCUGAGAGUAGUUCUGAUUCCGAAUUUGACGAUGGUUACGACGAAAAUUUAAUGGGCGAUGAAGCAGAUCGCAAGAGACUAUCAUGUCUAUCAGAAAAAGAACGUGAAACCGAAAUAUUUAAAAGAAUUGAACAAAGAGAUAUUAUGCGAACUCGUUGGGAAAUAGAAAAAAAACUAAAGUUAGCAAGGAAAAGUGAAAAGGCAAAAAUAAAGCCAAAAGAUGGAAAAAAGAAGAAACUAAAAUCCAAGAAAAAAGAAGAAAAAAAAUAUAUUCAUCAAGACAAAGAAAACUCAUCAGAAAAGGAAAAAGAGGCUCCUAAACCUCAACAUUCAUUAGAAGCCCUAGAAAAUAUCCCAGAGAAUGUUACAUCAUUAUCUAGUGAACCGCUAAUAAGAUCUGUCUCAAGUGAUGAUCAAAUUAGUGCAUCUGCUGAAUAUUUUGAUCACAAAGAAAGAUCAAAGGAAAGAAAAAAAAAUGUAGAAAUGAAUAGAACUGAUGAUAAACGUAGCAAUGCAAUGGCACUUUUAAAAGCCAAGCGUGAAGGAAAAGCAAAAAGAGAAGAAGAAGAAGCUAAACGACAAGCACAAAAAGAACGAGAUGAUGAAAAGGAUGAGUUAGAAAGUGUUACAGGUGGAAAAUCAUCAGUAAAACUCAAAGCUUCAGAAAUUUAUUCGGAUGAUUCGGGAAGUAGUGACUGGGAAGAUGAUGAAAAGCCGUCUACAAAACGAACCCCAUCAAAUAGCAGUAAAUAUUCUAGUGAAUCAGAGGAUGAAGAAUCAGAGGAGCAUCAAACUAGAUUUAUUAACACUAGAGAUGAAUUAAACAAGAUACGUUUAUCGCGAUUUAAAAUGGAGAGGUUUAUAAAUUUGCCAAUUUUUGAACGAACUGUACUCAAUUGCUUUGUUCGUAUUAGUAUUGGAAACAAUGGACAAAAACCUGUAUAUCGUGUUGCAGAAAUUGUAGGUGUGGUUGAAACUGCUAAAAUAUAUAACUUGGGUAAAACCCGUACCAAUAAGGGUUUACGUUUGAAACAUGGGAACCAGGAGCGUGUAUUUCGACUUGAAUUCAUUUCAAAUCAAGAAUUUACGGAGAGCGAGUUUUCCAAAUGGCGUGAAAUUUGCGUACAACAAAAUGUUCAAAUGCCUUCAUCAAGUCUUAUUGAGAAAAAAUUAGCUGAUAUUAAAGAAGCUUUGAAUUAUGAAUUUAAAGAUGAAGAUGUGGAUAAGAUAAUAGAGGAAAAAAAUAGAUUUCGGAACAGACCAACAAACUAUGCAAUGAAAAAAACUUGUUUAAUGAAAGAAAGAGAUGCUGCGAUGUUACGUGGUGACUAUGAAGUUUCACAAGAUUUAAGUCAGCAAAUAGAAGAACUUGAGAGUCGAGCAUCAGAAUUAGAUAAACGAAGAUCGAGCAGUAUAAGUUUAAUUUCUUAUAUAAAUGAUCGCAACAGAAAACGUAAUGUAGAGGAUGCCGAAAAAGCUAUUUUAGAGGAAGCACGAGCUAAUAAAGGAUUACGGAUAUCAGAUCCCUUUACGAGACGAAUCACACAACCACGUAUGGGUUUUAAACAACCAAAUGAUAAAAAGGACAUUGAAGAAGUAAAUGAAAAGACAUCAUCUGAAUCAUUAGAUAUUCAUAAGUUUGAACAAAUGGAGAAAAUAAAUAAAAAUGGUGACAACAAAAAUUAUAAUCUAUACUCACUGCAUGACUUCGAUAUAGAUUUAGACGUAACAGUUCCAGUGAACACCGUCAACAACCUUCCAAAGCCAGUGCCAAAAAUAACGGAAGCAGCAACUAAGAGGUCAUUAAACUUGGAGGACUACAAAAAAAAAAGGGGUCUUAUUUAAGAAAUGCUGUUAAUAAAUAUGUAUUAUCUUACAUAGUUUAAUAAAAUAAAAAUUGAGUAUCAUAUUAUAAAACAAAAA